Lotus japonicus is the source of this 2494-nucleotide messenger RNA. RefSeq names its product protein MAIN-LIKE 1-like. The coding region runs from base 326 to 2395 and encodes 689 amino acids. Gene Ontology annotation, biological process: meristem maintenance; meristem development. Lineage: Eukaryota; Viridiplantae; Streptophyta; Magnoliopsida; Fabales; Fabaceae. The record is from RefSeq and is a predicted model, not a curated record. The transcript is spliced from 4 exons.
GGCGAAGGGGAGUUGGGUUUGGGGCCCCCCUAUGGGGCUCCGCGCCCCACUUAAAGUGGGGAAAUUACGGAAAAACCCCCUUUACAAGAAUACGGAAUAUUAAAUUUCGUAUUCAAUACGGAAUAUAAAGUUCCGUAUUAUAUUACUAUGUAAAUGACAGGGGUUUUUCCAAAACCCAUUUCAGCGCUCCAAAACAUUUCAAACCCUUGCUCUCCAAUCUUCGAGACCGACGAUCUCCUUGCCUCAAUCAUCAUCUGGAAAGUGUACCAUCGUCUCCAUCAUCAAACCCAUUCUCCCCAUUCAUUGCAUUGAACCUAGAGUGAGAAUGAAGAACAGAAAGAGGUCUCGAGCUAGUGAGGAUGCGGGGCCUACAGAGGAUAGACACCAGCGAUUACAUGCUUCUAGCCGGCGCGGCGAUCAAGCUGCGACCUCUCACGCGGUUGAGGCUUCAGCUCCAGCUCCAGUUGAUUCUAUGCAGUCGCCCAUGGUAGAGGCUUCAGCUCCAGCUCCAGUUGAGCCUACUGAUCGAGUUCCUACUCCGCCGUCUCCCAUGGUUGAGGUACCUCGCCAUGAGUCAGCAGGCGAGGAGUCAUCAGGCGAGUCGUCAUCCGGCGAUGAGUCAUCCGGCGAUGAGUCAUCCGACGAGGAGUCAUCCGGCGAGGAGGGGUCAUAUGACGAGGAUAGUAUUCCUCCUCCUGAUGUUGAUGCUGAUGUCGUGCCAGAGGCACAGGGUGGCGAGGAGGACCUGAUCCAGAGGUUGCCGCCGUUUCCGGGGGGGCCUGUUGAUCUGUCGCUUCUCACGCAUUAUGCUGAUCACAAGGCUCCCUGGACGUGGCAUGCACUCCUACGCACAGACGAGCGGUAUGUGGACCGUCGACACUUGAGGGUGGCCACAGCUGGGGGGAAGGUUUGGAACCUUGCUUGUGAUGGUGAUUCAGACAGUCACAGGAGGGUUCGAGAGUUGAUUGAGCAGACGGGUCUUCAUCAGCUACCCUGGUGCAGCUACUCGGAGACAGAUGCAGGCCUCAUUUUGGCCCUUGUGGAGCGAUGGCAUGAGGAGACUAGUAGCUUCCACAUGCCGUUUGGGGAGAUGACCAUCACCCUGGACGACGUGUCGGCUCUUCUCCAUCUCCCAAUGGGGUCGAGGUUCUAUACGCCUGGGAGGGGGGAGAGGGACGAGUGUGCAGCGCUAUGUGCUGAGUUGAUGGGAGGAUCUGUUGCUCGUUAUCAUGCUGAGUUUGAUAAGAACAGGAGCCAGACUAUUCGCUUUGGGGUCUUGCAGACCCUGUAUGAUGCUGCGUUGGAGGAGCACCGAUAUGAGGACGCUGCACGGAUUUGGCUGGUGAACCAGCUAGGCGCGACGCUCUUUGCUAGCAAGAGCGGUGGAUACCACACGACCGUCUACUGGAUAGGUAUGUUGCAGGAUCUCGGUCGAGUGUCCGAGUACGCGUGGGGCGCAAUUGCGCUCGCUACGUUGUACGACCAGCUUGAUCGAGCGUCCAGGAGGGGGACGGCCCAGAUGGGAGGUUUCAGCUCACUCUUGCUAGGAUGGGCCUACGAGUACCUUUCUGAUCGCGUCAUUAUCCGGAGGGCGGAUCCGGAGUACUCACAGGACCAGCCUAGGGCGCGGCGGUGGGUUAUGUCCCGGGUCGGGCAUGCAGGCCUCGAUGAGAGGCGAGUCAUGCUCGAUGAGCUGACGGUGGAUGACAUUAUAUGGACCCCAUUUGAGGACCAUCGGGCUCAUCGACCACGGGAUCAGAGGGCCAUGUAUUCUGGCUACAUCCGGACGCCAUUUGGCCGUGUUGUUCGACGACAUCUACCAGAGAGGGUUCUGCGCCAGUUUGGCUACAUCCAGGAUGUCCCUCGACACCCCUCCGAGAUCCAGACGACUGGGUCCCUUGCUGAGACCGCAGAUGCUGCCUAUGCUGAUUUUGUGCCGCACCUGCGCCCUCAGGGGAUCCCUGUUACUCAUUCGGGAGAGGCUGUGGAGGAGUACAUGAGGUGGUAUGGCGGUGUGUCCCAUCGGUUCAUCAUCCCUGAUGAUAGGAGGGAGGAGUUCAGUGCUGUGACGGUUGUGCGUCGGGUCGUGGACUUGUUGGAGCAGUCACUGGAGGUGCCAGAUGCUCUUGCAGUUGGCACGCAUGCCCGAUCCCUCACUGAGAGGGCGCUGGAUCUUAUUAGAUCCAGCGCAUUCAUCGGUACCCAGGGAGUAGCCUUUGCUGCUGUCCGAGGAGCUGGAGCUGCAGGAGGCAGAGGUCGUGGAGGUAGAGCCCGUGGAGGCAGAGCCCGUGGAGGCAGAGCCCGUGGAGAGGGUGCACCUGCAGAGGGCGCUCGUGGAGGCAGAGCUCGUGGACCUAGAGGUCGGAGGGGUGGCGGUAGGGGUCGGGGCGAGUGACUGUAUAUUUGUAUAUAUUUUUUUGUGUACUUUUAUAUUAUGACAUGUGACGACAUUGUAUGGACUCUUUUUAUAUUAACCACGCUUUCUAUUUCCACC